Messenger RNA from Patiria miniata (bat star), 2532 nucleotides. Its product is annotated as regucalcin-like. The transcript is spliced from 6 exons. The record is from RefSeq and is a predicted model, not a curated record. NCBI's taxonomy places the organism in Eukaryota, Metazoa, Echinodermata, Asteroidea, Valvatida, Asterinidae. Gene Ontology annotation, molecular function: calcium ion binding; gluconolactonase activity; enzyme regulator activity. Gene Ontology annotation, biological process: L-ascorbic acid biosynthetic process. Bases 474 to 1367 code for a protein of 297 amino acids.
GACUCGAUCUCCUUAGACUUUGUACACGACCAAAGAAGUGGUGCCUGGAUACUUAUUUGUUUCCAUAUUGGUUUCUGAACAAUGAAAUAAAAAAGUUUGCUGCUUCAGUUCAACAAGUCUAAGUUUAUACUUCCCAAAUGAUCCCUUUUAUAAACCCUAUUAUAGGCCUUUGCGUUCAGUUUGCCAUAAGCACACACAAAAACGCCCCUUGUGCAAUACACACUGCCUUUAUUUAGGACACUACAAAGUUCAAGGACACAGUUACCCAAUCAUUGUAAACGAUUGUGUGUACUUAUUUGCUUUUGAUGUACCACCUUUAUAUGCAGCUAGCUGCAUGGAGUUUUCUAAUUGUGAGUGUUCUGUAUCUUUCUGGCCUUUAGACCUUGCGCCCUGUGACCGAUUGAUCCUGUUAUCAUAGUGAUACACAACAAGCUUGUUGAAUUUCUUUCCGGAUAGAAAAAAGGACCUAGAAAAUGUCUGUGUCUGUGGUUUUGGAGAGGUGUGGGGUGUUGCUGGAAGGACCUCAUUGGGACGACGUCGAUCAGUGUUUGUACUUCAUUGACCACAUCAGUGGAGUUGUACAUCGCUGGGAUCCGGAGACUCAGAAACAUGAGACAAGGAAAAUUGAUGAAAAUGUCGGCUGUGUUGUGACAACAAAGACACCAGGUGUGCUGCUCAUCACUGGCAAACAUCGCUUCCUUUCUUUGGAUUGGGAGGGCGGGGUAGCCACGCCCAUCGGGGAGGUGGACCAAGAUCGGCCCGAGAAUCACUUCAACGAUGGAAAGUGUGAUGCAAGGGGCAGAUUUUGGGCAGGGACACUUGGACCACUGGAAACGCCGACCAGAGUGAAGCCCAAGCAGGGCUCCCUCUACUGUCUGGAUGUAGACAGGUCCGUGACCAAACACAUCGAUGGUGUUGACAUCUCCAACGGUUUAUGCUGGAGUCAUGACAACAAGACAAUGUACUACAUCGAUUCGUUAUCGCACAAGGUGGAUGCAUUCGACUACUGUUUGGAUACAGGAACACCAAGCAAUCGACGGCCUGCUAUUGAGAUCCCCGAGGAGGAUGGAUAUCCCGAUGGAAUGACAAUAGACACAGAGGGCAUGGUGUGGGUGGCUUGCUUCGAUAGCUCAAGCAUCAAUCGAUACAAUCCGCUAACAGGGGAGAAGUUGCACACCAUUACUUUCCCCUGUGCGUAUGUGACGCCGUGCUGCUUUGGAGGAAAGAACCUGGACACGCUGUAUGUCACGACCUCAAAGGAUGGCCUUAGCGAACAGAAACAACAAGAGCAGCCAUUGGCUGGCUCGUUAUUCAAGGUCACGGGGUUAGGGUUCAAAGGUCGUCCCGCUUACCAGUACGCUGGCUGAAAUAGUACCGUGUCGAUUUUGUGACACAUGGUCUGGCACUUGACCACUACACAGAGUCACAAGACUUGUUAAAUUAAGAGUCAGUCUAUAAAUUUUGGGUUCUUCCUGUCCCUGCUUCAUCUGACACCUAUGAUUUUUUAACUCUGGGGCACUCCCUGCAGUCAUCCUCCAAGAGUGAUACGAACAGCAAACUACCUACCCAACAUAUAAAAGAUCGUUUGAAGUCAUUCUUUAUGCUACUUGAACGGCAGGGAACAGGAAAAAUGUCACACUUUGACCCGAAAUUUAUCGCAUGGCCCAUGAUGCAAAUUGAUACAUUGUUACAGCAAAAAUAUACACAUAUCUUCAAUUUGUGCUUUGAGGCAUGUGCUCAGACCGAAGCUGCAUUGUUUUUUUAAUUAGAAAAGAACUUCAUUGAUUUAUUUCUCAUGUUAAGCAUUUAGUAUUUCAAUUUGGCAGGAUCGAAUUAAGUGAAGUCUUUAAACAAACUAAAAAAGGCUUUUCUUUUUUUGUAAUGUAAUUUUGUAUUAAGCUUACUGAGCCUUACAUAAUUUACCUCUGCAGUAUAUAACCCUACUGCAGUGGUGGUGAGUUUAUACAGCCCUAUUUCAAUUUUCCAAUAUUAGUUACUAUUUGAUCUUUUUGUAUGUGGGGGCGGAAAAAAUGGAGCUUUAUGUUCAUCACAUACACACAAGCAUGACAAAAAAGUACUGAAUAUCUCUUUGAAACCACUUGUAUCAGUCAAUACGUCCUAUUAGGUUACAUGAAAGGCCCACGUUCUGCCCGACUGACUUUUAUGGUAUGUUUUUAAUUUUAAAAAAAAUUCAAUUUAGUCUCGAAACCAAAUUCACAAAGGUACUGUUUAUGGAGCCAGAACAGUCUGAGCUUUGUGAUUUCCAAAGCUGUCUGGCAAACUUUUGCAUUUGUCAUAUUUUCAUGAAAUAGAACGAUUUAAGGGCUGGUUAUUUUAUAGCAGACAUCGUUUCACUGGGCUGUUCAAUAAGUUUAUGCCCAUUGUUGCUGGAAAAACACCGGGAAAAAAAAUGCCGUUCGUUUUCAACCGUCAAAAAGUGCAGCUCGCUGAAUCUGUCAUGCACAGAACCCGUAGGCCACAGUGCCAGCUGAGCGAGAACAAAUAUUACAUGAAUAUUCUGGUGUACCCGAG